AUGGACACUAGCUCUGAAGUCACCACCAAGGACUUAAAGGAGAUGAAGGAAGUUGUGGAGGGGGCAGAGAAUGGAAGAGUUGUCCCUGCUAAUGGGAAUGCUGAUGAGGAAAAUGGGAAACAGGAGGCUGACAAUGAGGUAGAUGAAGAAGAGAAAGAGGGUGGUGAGGAAGAGGAGGAGAAGGAGGAAGGUGACGGUGAGGAAGAGGAUGGAGAUGAAGAUGAGGAGGCUGAGGCAGCCACGGGCAAAGGGGCAGCUGAAGAUGACGAGGAUGAUGUUGAUACCAAGAAGCAGAAGACCGAUGAGGAUGACUAGACAGCAAAAAAAGGAAAAGUUAAAUGAAAAAUAAAAGGCCACCGUGACCUAUUCACUCUCCA
Molecule: messenger RNA, 377 nt
Organism: Marmota monax (woodchuck)
Lineage: Eukaryota; Metazoa; Chordata; Mammalia; Rodentia; Sciuridae
Product: prothymosin alpha-like
Exons: 1
Coding region: 1-315 (104 amino acids)
Biological process (GO): positive regulation of transcription by RNA polymerase II; negative regulation of apoptotic process
Cellular component (GO): nucleus
Molecular function (GO): histone binding
Source: RefSeq, a predicted model, not a curated record